Messenger RNA from Chionomys nivalis (European snow vole), 3514 nucleotides. RefSeq names its product ankyrin repeat and BTB domain containing 2 (gene Abtb2). The record is from RefSeq and is a predicted model, not a curated record. Bases 379 to 3453 code for a protein of 1024 amino acids. NCBI's taxonomy places the organism in Eukaryota, Metazoa, Chordata, Mammalia, Rodentia, Cricetidae. The transcript has 17 exons. Gene Ontology annotation, molecular function: protein heterodimerization activity.
CACCGGCUGGUCUGGGACGGACCUCGGGCGCCUCGCUCUUCGGUGGCCGCCCAGUUCUCUCGGGGUUCUUUCUCGGUAGUUCCCGACGCUCGGUAAGGGACGCUGAGGGCUGGCGGGGGCAGAGCGGAGGUGGAGCGUGGGGGAGACCGCUCGCUGACAGCGGCGCGGCUGGACGCGGACGGCGUUGGGCUCCGGCUCUCCUGGAGCUUCGUCUACCUUCCCCGGCCCGUGCGCGGGCGAUGCUGCAGCACCGAGGCUCGGCGCGCCGAGGACGGAAGGCGCCUCCCAGAGUCUAGAGCUGGUUCCCGCCCCCCGAGGCAAGUGGGCAUGGAACUGUGAGAGCCCCUCGCUUGGCGAGGCCGCUCGCGGAGGCUUCCCAUGGCCGGGACGUACAGCUCCACGCUGAAGACACUGGAGGACUUGACCUUGGACUCCGGGUAUGGGGCCGGCGACUCCUGCCGCUCGCUCAGCCUCUCGUCUUCAAAGUCCAAUUCGCAGGCGCUCAACUCUUCGGCGCAGCAGCACCGCGGGGCGGCCUGGUGGUGCUACUCCGGCUCCAUGAACAGCCGCCACAACAGCUGGGACACGGUGAACACGGUGCUGCCCGAGGAUCCCGAAGUGGCCGACCUCUUCUCGCGCUGCCCGCGGCUCCCGGAGCUGGAGGAGUUCCCCUGGACCGAGGGAGACGUGGCCCGGGUGCUCCGCAAAAGCAUCAGCGGCCGGAGGCUGCCCUCCUUCUCCGCCGAGGCGGUGAGGCGCUUGGCCGGGCUGCUCCGCCGGGCGCUCAUCCGCGUGGCCCGGGAGGCGCAGCGCCUGAGCGUGCUGCACGCUAAGUGCACCCGCUUCGAGGUGCAGAGCGCUGUGCGCCUGGUGCACAGCUGGGCGCUGGCCGAGAGCUGCGCGCUGGCGGCCGUCAAGGCGUUGUCCCUCUAUAGUAUGAGCGCUGGCGAUGGGUUGCGCCGUGGCAAGUCGGCGCGCUGCGGCCUCACUUUCUCCGUGGGCCGCUUCUUUCGUUGGAUGGUAGACACUCGCAUCUCUGUGCGCAUCCAUGAGUACGCGGCCAUCUCGCUCACCGCCUGCAUGGAGAACCUGGUUGAGGAGAUCCGGGCCAGGGUGCUGGCAAGCCAGAGCCCGGAUGGCGGAGGGGCAGGAGGCGGAGAGGUGUCUGCUGAAGCCUUGGAAAUGGUCAUCAACAACGACGCCGAGCUCUGGGGAGUCCUGCAACCCUAUGAGCAUCUCAUCUGCGGCAAGAACGCCAAUGGUGUCCUGUCCCUCCCGGCCUACUUCAGUCCCUACAACAGUGGGUCCCUGGGCCACGACGAGCGAGCCGAUGCCUAUGCUCAGCUGGAGCUGCGGACGCUGGAGCAGUCUCUCCUGGCCACGUGUGUGGGCAGCAUCUCAGAGCUGAGUGACUUGGUCUCGCGAGCCAUGCAUCACAUGCAGGGGCGCCACCCCCUGUGCCCCGGCACCAGCCCCGCUCGCCAGGCUCGCCAGCCACCACAGCCCAUCACAUGGUCCCCCGAUGCUCUUCACACACUCUACUACUUCCUGAGGUGUCCACAGAUGGAGUCCAUGGAGAACCCCAACCUGGACCCCCCAAGAAUGACCCUGAACAAUGAACGGCCCUUCAUGCUGCUUCCACCACUGAUGGAGUGGAUGCGGGUGGCUAUCACCUAUGCAGAACACCGCCGCAGCCUCACCGUGGACAGUGGGGAUAUCCGGCAGGCAGCUCAGCUGCUGCUACCAGGCCUGGACUGUGAGCCCCGCCAACUCAAACCCGAAUGCUGCUUCAGUUCCUUCCGGAGGCUGGACGCUCGAGCUGCUACUGAAAGAUUCAACCAGGACCUGGGCUUCCGCAUGCUCAACUGUGGGAGAACAGACCUCAUCAGCCAGGCCAUCGAGGCCCUGGGUCCGGAUGGGGUGAACACAAUGGAUGACCAGGGUAUGACGCCGCUGAUGUACGCCUGUGCUGCUGGGGAUGAAGCCAUGGUCCAGAUGCUAAUUGAUGCUGGGGCCAACUUAGAUAUACAGGUUCCGAAUAACUCUCCCAGGCACCCCUCCAUCCACCCGGACAGCAGGCACUGGACCUCCCUGACGUUUGCAGUGCUGCAUGGGCACAUCUCUGUAGUGCAGCUGCUGCUGGAUGCUGGUGCUAAUGUGGAGGGCUCGGCAGUGAACGGAGGGGAAGACAGCUAUGCCGAGACGCCCCUGCAGCUGGCCUCUGCAGCUGGGAACUAUGAGCUGGUCAGCUUGCUACUGAGCCGGGGCGCUGACCCCCUCCUCAGCAUGCUGGAAGCCAACGGCAUGGCCUCUUCUCUCCACGAGGAUAUGAACUGCUUCAGCCACUCGGCUGCCCAUGGCCACAGGAACGUCUUACGGAAGCUCCUGACUCAGCCGCAGCAGGCUAAAGCAGAUGUGCUGUCCCUAGAAGAGAUCCUGGCUGAGGGUGUGGAAGAAAGUGACACGUCGAGCCAGGGCAGCAGCGAGGGGCCCGUGAGGCUGAGCCGCACCCGCACAAAGGCCCUGCAGGAAGCCAUGUACUACAGCGCCGAGCAUGGCUACGUGGACAUCACCAUGGAGCUGAGAGCCCUGGGUGUCCCCUGGAAGCUACACAUCUGGAUAGAGUCCCUGCGGACCUCUUUCUCGCAGUCCCGGUACUCGGUGGUGCAGGGCCUCCUGAGGGACUUCAGCUCCAUCAAGGAGGAGGAGUACAACGAGGAGCUGGUGACAGAAGGCUUCCAGCUCAUGUUUGACAUCCUCAAGACCAGCAAAAACGACUCCGUCCUUCAGCAGCUGGCCGCCAUCUUCACACACUGCUACGGCAGCAGCCCCAUUCCCAGCAUCCCGGAGAUCCGGAAGACCCUGCCAGCCAGGCUAGAUCCUCACUUUCUGAACAACAAGGAGAUGUCGGAUGUCACCUUCCUAGUGGAAGGAAAGCUGUUUUAUGCACACAAAGUCCUUUUGGUGACAGCGUCUAACAGGUUCAAGACUUUAAUGACCAACAAAUCAGAGCAAGACGGGGACAGCAGCAAGACGAUCGAGAUCAGCGACAUCAAGUACCACAUCUUUCAGAUGCUGAUGCAGUACCUCUACUAUGGAGGAACAGAGUCCAUGGAGAUCCCCACUGCUGACAUCCUGCAGCUGCUGUCAGCUGCCAACCUGUUCCAGCUGGACGCCCUGCAAAGACACUGUGAGAUCCUGUGCUCCCAGACCCUUAGCGUGGAGAGCGCAGUCAACACCUACAAAUAUGCCAAGAUCCACAAUGCCCCAGAGCUGGCCCUGUUCUGUGAAGGCUUCUUCCUCAAGCACAUGAAGGCCUUGCUGGAGCAGGACGCCUUUCGACAGCUCAUCUAUGGCAGGAGCAGCAAAGUGCAGGGCCUGGACCCACUGCAGGACCUGCAGAGCACCCUGGCGGAGCGAGUGCAUUCUGUCUACGUCACCUCCCGGGUGUGAGGCAGGGUGGAGGGUGACUGCUGUCUGUGGGUGUGCAAAGGUCUGCUAAGGGCAAACACAG